Molecule: messenger RNA, 1340 nt
Organism: Fragaria vesca subsp. vesca
Lineage: Eukaryota; Viridiplantae; Streptophyta; Magnoliopsida; Rosales; Rosaceae
Product: ABC transporter I family member 6, chloroplastic-like
Exons: 5
Coding region: 29-976 (315 amino acids)
Molecular function (GO): ATP binding; ATP hydrolysis activity
Source: RefSeq, a predicted model, not a curated record
CGUCCACGCGCCUAUCUCACUCUCUCCGAUGGCCCUCACUGUCCCCUCACCGCCAUCACCACAACUCUCUCCUCUUUCUCUCCGACCUUCAGCCUCCAAUUCCCUCCAAUUUACACUCGGGGCCGCCCCUCCCCGCGCUCUCCUCCGCUGUUCCCGCCCAAACCGCGCCAGCCUCUCCUCCGCCGUCGACUCUCCGCCGCAUACUUCCGGGAGUCAACCCGAGAAGAAGCUCAUCCUCCAAGUCAAGGACCUCACCGCCGUGAUUGCCGAAUCCAAGCAGCAGAUUCUCAAGGGCGUCAACCUCACCGUCUACGAAGGUGAGGUUCACGCCGUCAUGGGCAAGAACGGCUCCGGCAAAAGCACUUUCGCCAAGGUUCUGGUGGGGCAUCCGGACUACGAGGUCACCGGAGGUAGUGUGGUGUUUAAAGGGCAGGACUUGCUGGAGAUGGAAGCCGACGAGAGGUCUUUGGCCGGACUUUUUAUGAGCUUUCAGUCGCCGGUUGAAAUCCCAGGUGUGAGCAAUAUCAAUUUUCUUCGCAUGGCAUACAAUGCCAAGAGAGCGAAGCUUGGACUGCCUGAGCUUGGAGUGUUUGAGUUUUAUGCUUAUUUGUAUCCCAAACUUGAACUUGUCAACAUGAAGACGGAUUUUCUUGAUAGGAAUGUCAAUGAGGGCUUUAGCGGUGGUGAAAAGAAGCGCAACGAGAUUUUACAACUGGCGGUUUUGGGGGCAGAACUGGCUUUAUUGGAUGAGAUUGAUUCUGGCUUGGAUGUUGAUGCAUUCCAAGAUGUAGCAAAGGCAGUGAAUGGGCUUUUGACUCCAACAAAUUCUGUGUUGCUGAUUACUCAUUAUAUACGACUUCUACAACUUAUAAAGCCAACACGCAUCCACAUUAUGGAGAAUGGGAAGAUUGUGAAGACAGGUGACAUCUCUUUAGCAGAGGCACUAGAGAAGGAUGGAUACGAAGCAAUUGCUUAAGGUUGGAAAAACCAGCUACUUGGGCAUGGUUCAUUAUGUGUGAACAACUUUAAAUAUUACAUGUUAAACAUAUCUCCUUAGUUGAACACUGUGAAUCUGUAAGGAUGUGAAUCUGUGAGGAAGGAUAUAGUUGCUAAGAAUCCAAUAGGCAAGGUCUUAUGACUACAGAGAGGGCAACCAUAGCAAUCCCAUUUAGUACUUUAAGUUUCCAUCUUUACUAGGUUUUUUGUUUUUCGUCUAUCUUAGAAGUAGUACUUAAGGUUAUCUAUGGCUAAUAAAUAGACAGUAGGGACAGAGGAAUUGUAUUUUCCUCAUUUUCCAUGGUAUAUAAGAUUUGAGUAGCUUUUCUACUACAAAAAGAAAA